AGGUGGACAUUAUGCAGCAAUGUGUGAACCUUCAGCUGGAGACGGGGCACAAUCACCACGAGGUGGGCGACACAGACGCCUACCGGGAAGUCAUUGCAGAUUUCGCGAAGGAACUCUGGCAAGGUAUGCCCGCUUGGACCGUUUUAGAUGAGGAGGUUCAGCAGGGAAUGAUUCAUCGUGUGAACCGCGAGGACGAACACGGCCAGGUUACCUAUGAUUUCCAGUACACCAAGAUUGUGAAGGAGGCUGGGAAGUCCGUGAGCAAAGUCUUCAUCGUGAAGGAUCGACGACGUGAUCAGCUCCAAACCCGUCAGUUGCUGGUGAAGGGCGACCCUGCAGGUGGCAAGACCACCUUCGCCAAGCAGCUCCUCACAUGGAUCAUGCGAAGUGACGACAAAUGGCUGGUUCCGGUGAUGGUGCGCACCAUUGACUUGGUGCGGAGUCACGACCAGCUCGACCACGACAAUUUGGUGAUGCAGUACCUGGCAAUGAUGUACAAGGAGUGCCAUUGGGAGCUCAUCGACUUGGCGCGGCAACACGGACGGCUGCUGCUGAUCUUGGAUGGCUUUGACGAAGCUGGCUUUUUGGAGAGAGACCUGGCGAAAGAAAUUUCCAGCAAGUUGAACAAUCAGGUGUUUCUCCUGGUCACCAGUCGAGAAAUGAGUGGUCUCCACAAUGGAAAAGAUUUCGACCGCUUUCGAAGCGUGAGGGUGAAGGAACUCAACGAAGCACAGCGGCGGCAAGUGAUCCAACGACGAUUGAAGGAUGGAGAGGUCGAGGCCUUCUGCAAUCAGCUCACGUUGAAUCCAGCCCUCUGUGCCAUGACCAGGAAUCCUCUACUGUUGAACGUGACGCUGUCCGUCUACGAGACCACGGCGGAACGCGAGUUGGGCGCUUCGUUGAAUCGAGGCAAGGUCUAUGGCCUUGCUUUGGACGGCAUGCUGAGCAAUUUGGAGCGGGCCAAAGCCGUCCACGCUUCGGGCUAUCCGGGAGGCCCUGGAUGUUUGGUCAGCGGCUUACGGGAGGUCUUAAAGAGUAUUGCCUUCCUGGCGCACUCCCAGCGGAGUGGCCGUGGGGUGCGAGACUUCCGGCGGGAGCUGGUGCACAAGGCCAUCCGGCAGGUCAAUCUCAAGGGCGUGAUCUUUGAGUUAACCCAGUGGAAUGAGGUGGAAGAUCUCAUUAAGAAGGGGCGCUUGCCCCUGUUGACGUGGUUUUCGGAAGAUGGUGAAGAUACCUUCCGCUUCGCCCAUUUGACUUUUCAGGAGUUCCUUUGUGCAGAGUACUGCCUCCAGCAAUGUCAAGAAAGUGAGGACUUCGUUUUAGAACUCCGCGACUUGAUUUGUUCCCACGAGCCGCGGGAGAUCGUCGAGCGAGGUUGGUGGCAGCAAAGCAUCCAGAUGUUUUGCGACCUCGCAGUGGCGAAUCAAGCCACAGCCGCUUCGGGGCAGUGCUGGAGCAGCGUGCUGGGCGAAUGUCUCCUGCAACUUGGGAGGUUCCACCCCGGCGCCGACGCCAUGUCGCCGAGCCGGUCGUCCACGGCCUCCUCCCCGCGCUCGGCGGCGUCCUCGAGCGACGAGCCGAUGGCACCGGUUACUGCAGGCCGAGCGCUGCGCCACGGCUCAAGACGACACGCCAGCGACCCCAAAACGGUCAACUUUCUGCAUUUGGUGAACGAUACCAACAUUCUGACGGUGCUUUCCAUGAUUCGCAGCUCCGACUCCGUCGAGCAUCUCAAGUUGGGAGGUGGUCUCACCUCCAGUGGUAUCUCCACAAUCAGAACCUUGCACGUGAAAGGCCUGAGAGGUCUCUAUUUGAACCAAAACUACAUCGGCCCUGAAGGCUGCAAGGCAAUUGCUGCCUUCAUGCGCAAGCCGGAGGUUUCAUUGGAGAUCUUGGAACUGGUGAACAAUGUCAUUUGCCAGGGUGUGGCGAAGGAGGAGAUGCUGCCCGUUUCCCGACGGAAUCCGCCCAGCGGCUACUACGACUCGUAUCACCAGGAUCUAAGCGGCCUGGUGGAUCUGUUGCAAGUGGUGCGAGAACACCCCAGCCUACGAAUUUUGGACCUCCGCGGCAACUUCCUGCCAUUUGUGGCCGGCGAAGCGUUGAUGAGGGUCGCAGCAAAACAUCCUCAAUUGGAACAGAUUUGUGGAGUAGAUCUACAUUCAGUUCGACGUCAAGAUAUGGUACAGUUCGAGCUGCAGAAUGACGCAUACUUCUUCAAUGCGGACUAUCAAGCACGACCUGAUGCACCGUUCCUCUCCACUGGUGGAGCCGCCUUUUUGGUGCGGCUCUUGCUGCGCUAUCCCCAAAGAGAGCUGCAGGUCUUCAAGUUGGCCAAUCAGGCUUUAGCCUCCGAUUUGCAGAAUGUGGUCCAGUUGUAUGAUGAGCUUGGUCAGGUACUGGCAGGUGGCAAACUUAAACAUCUGGAUCUCAGUGGUUUCUGGGACAGCGGUGCAGAUGCUGGCGUCGCUCUGGGAAAACAUUUGGCGAAGAUUCCAUCGUUGAAAAGCCUCCGGGUGGGCACCAACGAGCUCAGUUUGGAGCAGAUCCGUAAAGGCAGCUCUGAUACGAUCCUAAACUUGGGUCGAUCAAGGAUGAGGGACUGCGGGGCUGGUAUCCUCAGCCAGUGCUUGCCUGCCAACGUCACCAAGAUUGAUCUCAGUGGCGCUGGGUUGGGUGCACAUGGUUACAAGAUCCUAUCGCAGAUCCCGACGCUUCAGCAGAUUAACGGAGUUGACAUGAGUGCCUUCAAGGCCACCACCGAAGAGCUGGACUUCUCGGAGACACCAGUGGUACCCUCCGGCUCGGUGGCCGCCAUCAUCGCGCGCACGGUGCUGACGCCCAAGUUGCAACGGCUGAACCUAUCCAAAUGCAACCUGACGAGCAAGUCCCACGUGCAUCCCUUGACCCCCGUGGUGGGGGGUUCCAGUGGCAUCGGUUGCAACGGUGGCUGCGACUGCCGGACCUUUGAGGGGACCAAUGCCUACAAACACUGCGCAGAUUGCGAUCUGGACUUCUGUUCCACCUGUUGCAUGUCCCAAUGUCCCAUGAUUGACUUGGCCGAGUCCUUGGAGAGGCUGCCGCAUUUGGUAUCUUUGAAGCUCUCAGAGUGCUCCUUCCAAGGUGGCAGAAUGGGCCCCGUCCGUUCGCACUUGGAUAUUGAUGGAUAUCAAGUGCUGGGUGAAGCCUUAGCUCGACAUCCGAAUAUCACAGAGCUGGAUCUCAGCAAGAACUUCUUCCAAGGUCAGGGAUUUGCGUAUUUGCUACGUGGGGUCGUAGAGAUGCAGGUCUUGCACAGCAUCACUUUGGGAGCUGAGGCCUUGCGUUUUCAGGAUUUCCUGACUCUGGAGACUUUGGAGGUGGGGGAGGAGUGGCUCCCUGUGGAGAGUCAGUUGCUGUGCAUGGCCAUUCGUCGAAAUUCUCGACUUCGUCAGCUCCAUUUGUCCAAGGCGCAGGCGGACUUGCGCAUUGACAGCGUCAAAGCCUUGGUGGAGAGUUUGGAGGCCCUGCAUGUUCAAGGAACCAUGCUGGAUGUCGUAACCAUUGGGGGCCUGACUUUCCCUUUGCGCCAGAUGGCUGCCGGUCUCAUGGACUCCUUAGACUUCGCUUCUUCGACACGCCACAACAGAUGUGCACUGGCGCCUUUACUGGUCUUCGCGCUGGAUCAUAGCAGCGGUUUGCGCAACCUGAACUUCAUCAACAACGACUUUGGCGCGGAGAACGAACAUGUGGUGGACUCCGUACUACGGCUCGCGCAGAGAGGUUUGGAGGUUUACAACGACCUUCCUCUACACGGUGCAGCAGAAGGGUUUGAUGUGCAAUUGCGAGCGGUGAUGCCGCACGGGCUCUGUGUCUUCGCCAGCACUUUCUUGCCGCGGCAAAGGUAUUUGAAACACCUCAAUUUGCAGAGCUGCGGCUUGGAAACCGGGCUGAAACCGGCUAUCCUUCUGGCGGUGUUGCAGAUUCAAACAGUCAUUACCCUGGAUAUUUCCAGCCAACCUUUGAAGAAGGCUGGGAUGGAGCAUUUGGCCUCAUUCCUACGCUCUGAUAAGAAGCUGCAAAUGCUCACGGCGCAGAACAUCAGCACGCCCUCCUACUACACCGCAGAGAUGUUGGACUUCGCCAAAGCCAUGGAGGUUAACAGCACCUUGGCGACGCUGGACUUGCGUGGGAACGCGCUCCAUGGGGGAAUCGUUGGGCGUUUGCGCCGGACUAUGGAAGAAAAGCGUAGUGUGUUGCCGUUGCCCUUCGACAGCAAGAUUUGUUUCCUGAUGUGCAACCGACGCAUGCCUUACCAUUUGCAGCUGCCAGAAGUGGCACAGGUAUGCGAGGUGAGUCGAAUGUUCAUUGGUGGAUCCUACAGCCCACUCUUCAUGAUUUUCCAGUUCUGCGGGCAACCGCGUUUGCUGCAACUUGACGAUGAACAGAUGGAUCCAGGACCCUCAGAGACUGACAUGCUUUGGCGUCCGUGGAUGAGAAAUUUGGCCACCGAUUUGGAAGGCUUUGUUCAGGCUCAAAGGUUUCGUCAUAUAGGGGUCUUCGACAGUGACGAGGAGGACGACGACUUUCCUUGGGAUGAUUUGCGUGCGCCAGCGAGGUUAGAUAGCAGCGGUGAUGAGGUGAUCUGAGGAGUUUACAAAACGGUGAUGCCCUUUGUACAGCUGGGCGUAGCACCAAAUACGUCAAACAAGAUGGCAGCUGGCUGUGUUGGUCAAGUUGUG
This is a messenger RNA of Cladocopium goreaui, 4721 nucleotides long. NCBI's taxonomy places the organism in Eukaryota, Dinophyceae, Suessiales, Symbiodiniaceae. The record is from the annotation of a GenBank genome assembly.